GUGUGGGCAUCGUGUAGCCCAGCCACGUCACCAGCUUCUGCAUCACAGAGGAGUGGCAAGCGAGUGUCUUUCCAAUCUGUGCCAGAUGUUCAUUUCAUUGAGUUAGUCAGGGAAAAAGCCCCCAAAGUGGUAUUGACUCUUGAAGACAAAGAUGAUGAUACCGACGUGGAAAUCAUGGGAUUUUCUGCAGAGGCAAAUGCAACAAAGCAGAUCGCACAGCUUACUGCCCAAGCACCUGAACUUGGCUUCGUGAACAGUGUGGCUGUUUAG
Molecule: messenger RNA, 270 nt
Organism: Symbiodinium necroappetens
Lineage: Eukaryota; Dinophyceae; Suessiales; Symbiodiniaceae
Source: the annotation of a GenBank genome assembly